AUGCAGAGCUUGAGAAAACCUCUCACUUUCCUCAUCCAAAUGAAAUGGUUUCAGUGGUCCAUAUGCAAAAUGGUUUAAAGGUCAUCAGAUGCAAGGCAGCAGUGUCCUGGGAGUCCAACAAGCCUUUGGUGAUAGAGGAUAUAGAGGUCGCCCCACCCCAGGACAACGAGGUCCGCAUCAAGAUUGUGGCCACUGCAGUGUGCCAUUCGGACCUUUACCAACUUUUUGAGAAUAAGCAUAAGGACGGCUUCCCAACAGUCCUCGGGCACGAGGCAGCUGGCAUCGUAGAGAGUGUUGGGCCUGGAGUCACUGAAUAUCGACCAG
Messenger RNA from Notothenia coriiceps (black rockcod), 324 nucleotides. Its product is annotated as alcohol dehydrogenase 1-like. Gene Ontology annotation, cellular component: cytosol. Lineage: Eukaryota; Metazoa; Chordata; Actinopteri; Perciformes; Nototheniidae. The annotation marks the transcript as partial. The record is from RefSeq and is a predicted model, not a curated record. Gene Ontology annotation, biological process: formaldehyde catabolic process. The transcript is spliced from 3 exons. Gene Ontology annotation, molecular function: alcohol dehydrogenase (NAD+) activity; S-(hydroxymethyl)glutathione dehydrogenase [NAD(P)+] activity; zinc ion binding.